AUGGCGGACACUCCAACAGCCGGUCCCGCACCGUCAAACCCAGCCGAACCCGCGCCAUCGUCGUCCACCGUCCCUCAACCCCCACCUUCUGGCGAAGCGGUGACAGAGGGAGAACUACAGGGCGGGGAGGCAGCGGGACAGCCUGAGGAUGAAGCUAAGACGUCUUUGGAGCAGACCGGUGGAGCAGCGGAUCCAGGAGCAGCGCUGGACACCCCAGCGACGGCCUCACCACUUCCACCCCCUCCCUCUCACUCCGGUUCAGCCACUCCCGCUCCUCCAAUCGUCGUCGAACCCGCACCAACGCCAUCAACAUCCGUAUCACGACCCUCCGUAUCCUCCGCGACCCACUCUCCUUCACCCGAACCCGACAAGUUCGCAGUCCCUUACUCGGACGCAUAUCGAGCGGCGCAGUCGGCGAGUCGGUGGAACGGCUUGCUAGGUUGGGCACGGGGAGUGCGGUUGGAAAGCUCGCCUGGAGGGGCGGAACGAGGGUGGGACUUUGGAACUGGGAUGUACCACGUCCCCAGAAACUCGCCAUACUACACAGCCGGCGUCGAGCGCGCACCCAUAGACCCCUCCCGCCCCCCGCCGCCUCUCUCUCUCCACCAAGCCUCCGUCCUAGUCCAACACAAUCCCGACGCACUGUCAGACGACGACGGAACGGAUUCGGCGGCUGGGAGCGGGUUUCAUGAGAGUGGGAGGCCGAGGAGGAGUAGGGCUGCGAUGGGGUUGCGGUAG
This is a messenger RNA of Rhodotorula toruloides NP11, 738 nucleotides long. RefSeq lists its product as uncharacterized. The record is from RefSeq and is a predicted model, not a curated record. The transcript is spliced from 3 exons. Bases 1 to 738 code for a protein of 245 amino acids. NCBI's taxonomy places the organism in Eukaryota, Fungi, Basidiomycota, Microbotryomycetes, Sporidiobolales, Sporidiobolaceae.